Daphnia magna is the source of this 2153-nucleotide messenger RNA. Its product is annotated as transmembrane protease serine 9. The transcript has 10 exons. The record is from RefSeq and is a predicted model, not a curated record. Gene Ontology annotation, molecular function: serine-type endopeptidase activity. Bases 252 to 1853 code for a protein of 533 amino acids. Gene Ontology annotation, biological process: proteolysis. NCBI's taxonomy places the organism in Eukaryota, Metazoa, Arthropoda, Branchiopoda, Diplostraca, Daphniidae.
GCAGCGCACUUUUCAAGAGUUGGUCCCUGGCGUUUUCCGCCUUCCAUCUUCGAGAUUUAUUACCCGUUUACGUGGUUUUAAUUAUCUCCCUACCCUCCCCCCUACCCCCUACCACCCCCCUUUUGUUUUUCCUUCGACAGUUGAUCUACGAGUUAGAAAACUAUAGCGUUCAUUGAAAUUUCUCUCGCGUAAAUCAUCCGCUUCGUGAAAAGUGAAAAGCCGUGCUGCCAAUCAUAAAAACAACAACAGCCAUGAAAUACUGUGCGUUGGGCGUGCUGUUUCUUAUCGCUGCUCUGCGAGUAGAGGCACGCAUCUACGAGACAUCGGAUGCCGUCGUCACCGAAGUUGAAGAUAUCAAGGAGAGCGUGAAAGGACGAUCGAUGGAUAAGAGUGACGUGGUCAAGUCCCAACCAACAGACGAACCAGUUUUGGGCAGAUCGAGCAAGUUUGUUCCAAUGUUACCCAGUGGAACGUUCUUGCUGUCGGACCGCACUUGCUGGACACCAGACGGCAAAUUUGGCACCUGCAGUUCCGUCCGUUCGUGCAACCCAAGCGUCAAACUUCCAUUGCAAAAUGAUGUGGAUUCCGGAAUGCCCAGCGCUCGUGGCACGUGCCACUAUUCCGAACCAGACGGCCGACAGGUGUACGGAGUUUGCUGCGCCGUCAAACAAGCCCCCCCGUUUGGAAUUUACGGUCCUCCGUUCAGCGGUUCUUUCGGUUUCCCAGCAAAUCCUUGGUGGCCGCCUUACUUCCCGUUUGGUGCGCCAUCGUUUCCGACUGUUGGAACCGGUCCUUUUAUUGCACCUACUACGACAACUACACGACCCAGUACUACUAGCCCGUGGUGGGUACCCGAUCCAACGACUACGACCUCACGACCAGGUACUACAAGUCCGUGGUGGGUCCCUGACCAAUCGACCACAAAGUCCCCAACCAGCGUUACGACCUCAACCAACAGGCCCAGCACUACCAGCCCGUGGUGGGUACCGGAAAGCACGACAUCUACAACAUCGACACCUACUACAUCCACAACAUUGAAACCAAGUGUUGAACCGGUCGUGGCUACCGACGAAGGCACACGAAGUUGCGGAAGAGGACCAAAGAAAACGUUGAGUCUUGACGAGCAAAGACGCAUCGUUGGUGGAACGACUGCAUUGAGGAACUCUUGGCCCUUUAUUGUUGCGCUGUUUAGCCGGGGGCGCCAUUUUUGCGGAGGUUCGUUGAUAGACGCGUCCCACAUUUUGACCGCUGCGCAUUGCAUUGCUCACAUGUCGUCCACUGACAUCUCUCGCUUAGAAGUAGCGCUGGGCAUGCAUACCCUUAAACCUUACGAUUCGCAAGCGUUACGUAAGAGAGUCCGUCGAGUCGUCCGACACAAGGGCUUCGAUCCCGUUACACUGUACAACGAUGUUGCCAUUUUGACUUUGGAUUCACCAGUGACGUUCUCCGACGCAAUUUCUCCGGUUUGCUUGCCACCGGUCGGAACCACCGACCAGUUUGUUAGUAAAGAAUCGACUGUUGUCGGAUGGGGAGCCUUGAGAGAAGGUGGCCGCCAGCCAGAAUCUUUGCAACAAGUGACCGUUCAAAUUCAAUCGAAUGCUGAAUGCAAAAGAAACUAUGGAAAAGACGCACCAGGUGGAAUCGUUGAUCACAUGAUUUGCGCCGCUUAUCCCGGAAGAGAUUCGUGCAGCGGGGACAGUGGAGGCCCAAUGGUGACGCAAGAGGCUCCAAACUCACCUUGGGUACAAGCUGGUAUUGUAAGCUGGGGAAUUGGUUGCGGAAAACCUCCUUAUCCAGGAGUUUACAGUCGCGUCACAUCGUUCUUGGAUUGGAUUAAUAAAAACACGCAGUAAUUCUAGCCAUGUACGUGGGAAAGAAAAAUCACCAUCGGAAUAAUAUACGUCCUGCCAUGACGUAAUUAAGCUGCUUACAUCAAAACGGUCAAAGGGGUAGGGGGACAAUGACCCAAUUUUAAAUUUCCAUUUAGGAGUGUUGUUUUAAAAUCUAAAAAAAAAACUUCUCUAUCUAAGAUCAUCUUUUUACCUUUUCUUCUAACGAAAUGGAAUGUGACGGUGUUUGUUUUGUUUGUUUUCGGUUGGAAUUUUGUUUUUCAUGGAACAUUUUCGAGAUUAAAAGACAAGGUUUAAAACUGA